AUGCAACAACAAGUAAUGGAUCCGAUUGUUUGGGUCGACAUGGAGAUGACUGGAUUGGAUAUUGAAAAUGAUCAUAUUUUGGAAAUUGCAGUGAUUAUCACCGAUGGUCAAUUGAAUACCAUUGCUGAGAUGGAUUCUCUCGUGAUUCACCAAGAGGAUUCAAUUCUCAAUUCCAUGAAUGAUUGGUGUAAGGAACAUCAUGGACAAAGUGGCUUAACACAACGUGUGAGAGAAUCUCAACUAUCGGUUCAGCAAGUGGAACAACAAGUUCUUGAAUUUGUAAAGAAAUAUGUGGACAAACCAAGAUGGGCACCAUUGGGUGGAAAUAGUGUGUAUAUGGAUCGAUUAUUUAUGAAAAAGGAAAUGAAAAGUCUUGAUGAAUAUCUACAUUAUAGAAUUAUUGAUGUUUCUACUGUCAAGGAAUUGGCAAGGAGAUGGGUACCUCAAGUAUUUGACAAGGUUGUUAAAAAACAAGCUCAUCGAGCUUUGGAUGAUAUUAAGGAAUCCAUUGAUGAAUUGAAACUUUAUAGAAAGCAUUUGUUUAAUCUUGAAUAA
Molecule: messenger RNA, 555 nt
Organism: Naegleria lovaniensis
Lineage: Eukaryota; Heterolobosea; Eutetramitea; Acrasida; Naegleriidae
Exons: 4
Coding region: 1-555 (184 amino acids)
Cellular component (GO): mitochondrion
Molecular function (GO): 3'-5'-RNA exonuclease activity; nucleic acid binding
Source: RefSeq, a predicted model, not a curated record